Messenger RNA from Drosophila hydei, 533 nucleotides. RefSeq names its product general odorant-binding protein 84a (gene Obp84a). The transcript is spliced from 4 exons. The record is from RefSeq and is a predicted model, not a curated record. Gene Ontology annotation, molecular function: odorant binding. NCBI's taxonomy places the organism in Eukaryota, Metazoa, Arthropoda, Insecta, Diptera, Drosophilidae. Bases 5 to 514 code for a protein of 169 amino acids.
GAAAAUGUUAUCAAUUUCUGUUGCUCUUCUGACUACUCUGUGCCUCAAAGGCGGCCUAACAUAUGCAUUCAGUGCUCGGGAUAACGGGGAUAUAUUUAUUAUAAAUUAUGACAGCUUCGAUGGCGAUGUGGAUGACAUGUCGACCACAACCCAAGCAGCUAGAGAUCCCGAAUAUAUUGAUUUUGAUGAGAUAAUACAUGGCUGUAAUGCAAGUUUCAUUACGCCCAUGUCUCAUGUGCUGCAGUUCAAUAACACGGGUAAACUGGCUGAUGAGAAAGACAUGACCAGCAUGUGCUAUUUCCGCUGCUUCUUCGAAAAGGCUGGACUAGUAGAAAACUUUAAGCUGAAUCCGAACGUGGUGCGCAAGUAUAUGUGGCCAGCAACGGGCGAUUCUAUUGAGUACUGUGAGUCGCAGGGCGUUAAUGAAAAGAAUGCAUGCGUGAGGACCUACUCCAUUGCACAGUGCGCCAUGACACGUGCUUUAACGGAUGCCCGAAACAAGCCAAUGGUUUAAAUAUCAUUAUGUACAUAUU